Molecule: messenger RNA, 10666 nt
Organism: Sardina pilchardus (European sardine)
Lineage: Eukaryota; Metazoa; Chordata; Actinopteri; Clupeiformes; Clupeidae
Product: nucleosome-remodeling factor subunit BPTF-like
Exons: 33
Coding region: 210-9275 (3021 amino acids)
Biological process (GO): regulation of transcription by RNA polymerase II
Cellular component (GO): NURF complex
Molecular function (GO): RNA polymerase II cis-regulatory region sequence-specific DNA binding
Source: RefSeq, a predicted model, not a curated record
UGGCGACUGCAGGCGACCCGGAGCGGGACGCCGGCCAUUCGGUUUGAGCAUUUUCCCGUUAAUUUAGACCGGGGAUUUACGGGACUCCUGCAGACCAAACAAAGCAAGUUAGACGUUUGGAAGCAACCUGUUUUGUCUCAAUUGCGUGGGCUGGAAGCGUGCGAAAACUGAAAAUAGAAAUAAUACAUUAUCUAAGCUAGCUUGCUAUAAUGAGAGGGAGAAGAGGCAGGCCGCCCAAACAGGCACUGAUGGGGGAGCCAUCCCCCGCGCCAGUCCGCGGUUUGAGACCCAGGCGGGGAUUGCGUGGAAGAGGUCGAGGAACACCAGAUAUAGAAGGAAUGCCUCCAAGAAGAGGAAAUUAUCAUUCUUCCAGGGGCAGAAGAAAAUUCGGAGCCACAUCGCGGGGUAGAGGUAGAGGCAGGGGCUCGAGAGGUGGCCGCGGAAGCAGAGGGAGACGGCCAGCCAGCAAGAUUGUGUACGAUGACCAUGAGAGUGAUGAGGAGGAUGCCGUGAGUUUGAGAUCGGACGAUGAUGAGUAUUUACGGGGAAACCCUCUGUCGGACGACGAAAGGGCCUUUGAUGAUGGCUCCGAUUAUCAGGAGGAAAUACCAGACGAAGAUGAUGCUAGUUACUGCACGGAGAGCAGUUUUAGGAGUCAUAGUACAUACGGCAGCACUCCAGGUCGGAGGAGGCCGCGCGGUCGCCGGCCGCGCUCGCCCAUCUUCGAGGAGAAGGAGAUCCCGGCGCUGGAGCUGCCCAAGUCGUCGGACGACCUGCUGAUCCCGCCCGAGCAGAUGCUGAACGUGGCGGCCGUCUACGAGGUGCUGCGCAACUUCAGCACGGUGCUGCGCCUGUCGCCGUUCCGCUUCGAGGACUUCUGCGCGGCGCUGGCCGGCCAGGAGCAGUGCACGCUGAUCGCCGAGACGCACGUGUCGCUGCUCAAGGCCAUCCUGCGCGAGGAGGACUCGUCCAACACCAGCUUCGGCCCCGCCGACCUCAAGGACAGCGUCAACUCCACGCUCUACUUCGUGGACGGCAUGACGUGGCCCGAGGUGGUGCGCGCCUACUGCGAGAGCGACCCCGAGUACCAGCACGUGCUGCCCGUGCAGGAGGGCGAGGAGUACCCCUUCGAGCCGCUCGAGUCCAAGGUCAAGGUGCUCCAGUUCCUGGUGGACCAGUUCCUGACCACCAACCUGGCGCGCGAGGAGCUCAUGUCGGAGGGCGUGGUGACGUACGACGACCACUGCCGCGUCUGCCACAAGCUGGGCGACCUGCUCUGCUGCGAGACCUGCUCGGCCGUCUACCACCUGGAGUGCGUCAAGCCGCCGCUGGUGGAGGUGCCCGAGGACGAGUGGCAGUGCGAGGUGUGCGUGGCGCACCAGGUGCCCGGCGUGGGCGACAGCGUCACCGAGGCGCAGAAGAGCCGGCCCUACAUCCGCCAGGAGCCCGUCGGCUACGACCGACACCGCAGGAAGUACUGGUUCCUCAACCGCCGCGUCGUCAUAGAGGAGGACGGCGAGCACGAGAACAAGUCCAUGUGGUAUUACAGCACGCGCGUCCAGCUGGCCGAGCUGAUGGAGACCCUGGACAAGGGCUACUGGGAGAGCGAGCUGUACGCCGCGCUGGAGGAGAUGCACCCCGAGAUCCACCUGCACAUGGACAUCACGGAGGACCUGACCAACAAGGCCCGCACCAACAACAAGGCUUACCUCACCGCUGCCAACGAGGAGAUUCUGGACCGACUGAAGGCCCGACAGGAGGAGGAGGAGAAGCGGCGGAGCGCUCUGGAGGAAGAGCGCAUCAAGAAGGAGGAAAAGCCCGAGCAGUCCCCCGAGUCGCUGAAAGGCGAGAAGUCUACCUCAGGACCCGCAGGCACUGCGGAGGCCACCUCAGCAGCAGAGUCGCCCUCUGCUGGUCAGGAGGCCAGUGGCAGCCCUGAGGCCCUGAAGCCCGACUCCCCCUCCGCGGACCCGUCCCUCCCCUCCACCAGGGCCCCGAGCCCUGCCGCCGAGGCCCCCGACGGGCCCCCUGGCUCGGGCGAGACUGGGGACGAGGGCCCUGAGAGCUCGGUGGAGGUGCCAGAGCCAGCAGACAAGGCUGCGGAGUCCAAGCUCGGGUCUCAGCCAGGCGAGGGGGGGUCUCCGGCCAGCAGCCAGCCCCCCCACGCGGCCGACGAGAACAGCAACAGCAGUCAGUUCUCCACCCCGGGAGGGCCCAGGAGCCAGGAGGAGUCGGACGCGGCGGACAAGUCCAGCCUGGACGCCACAGCAGCGGACGGGAAGGAGAAGGCGAACGGCGAGGCGGGCGGCCCGGUGAAGGGCCCCCCCACGCGCAUGGUGACGCGCCUGAGGAACCCCGAGAGCAAGCUGAGCCAGCUCAAGAGCCAGCAGGCGGCCGCCGCCGACCACGACACCAGGAAGGGCUACAAGGACGGCAAGGAGGUCCUGCUGGUGACCCCCGGCGGUGAGCUGGCGCGGGUGAGCACGCGUGGCGGCGGCGGCGGCGCCUCCAGCCGCGAGGCGUCCAAGCAGGGCGCGCUGAGCCACUUCUUCAAGCUGGGCCAGGAGGGCAAGUACCGCGUCUACCACAACCAGUACAGCGGCAACACGCUGGCGCUCAACAAGCACCAGCACCGCGAGGACCACGACAAGCGGCGCCACCUGGCGCACAAGUUCUGCAUGACGCCCGCCGGCGAGUUCAAGUGGAACGGCUCGGUGCACGGCUCCAAGGCGCUGACCGUGUCCACGCUGCGGCUCACCAUCAUCCAGCUGGAGAACAGCAUCCCCGCGCCCUUCCUGCACCCCAACUGGGCCUCCCACAGGUACGGGGCAGUGCGGGACAAGAGGUCGAACUGGUGCAAGGCGGUGCAGAUGUGCAGCAAGGCGCGGGAGUUCGCCCUGGCACUGGCCAUCCUGGAGUGCGCCAUCAAACCCGUCGCCAUGCUGCCCAUAUGGAAGGACUCCCUGGGACACACCAGGUUACACCGCAUGACCUCCCUGGAGCGCGAGGAGAAGGAGAAGGUCAAGAAGAGGGAGAAGAAGCUGGAGGAUGAGGAGACCAUGCAGCAGGCCACCUGGGUCAAGUACACCUUCCCCAUCAAGCAUCAGGUUUGGAAGCAAAAGGGGGAGGAGUACAGGGUGACUGGGUACGGAGGGUGGAGCUGGAUCAGCAAGACGCACGUUCACCGCUUCGUCCCACGUUUACCCGGCAACACCAACGUCAACUACCGGAAGGACCUGGAAGCGGCCAAGAGUGGCAGCGCUACCAGCGCAGCUUCAGGCGCGGACGUGAAGAAGGAGUCGGUGGAGUCGAGCGCCGCCUCAGAAACCCCCACCGUCCCUAGCGACAGCACAGAGGAGCCCUCGAUAAAGGACCCCGAGAAGGACCCCGAGGCCUCUUCGGACAAGGCCAAGGGCAGCGACGCCGAGGACAAGAUGGAGACCGAUGAGGAAUCUCACAAAGGGAAGUCCGAGGGUGCCAGCCCCUCACCGCAGCCUUCCGAGGCCGGCUCCCUGAAGCAGGAGGAGGGCAUGGAGGAGGUGGUGGACCUCACCGAGGCCAGCUCCCCGAAGGAGGUGGUGGACCUCACCGAGGCCAGCUCCCCGAAGCAAGGGGUGGUGGACCUCACCCAGGGCGACGGUGACGGCGGCGCCACCAAGAGCGCCCUCCAGGGGCAGCAGCCGAAGCGGCCGUUCAACUACGACGUGGUGAACGUGAGCCAGGGCUUCCUGCUGCGCACGGCCUACAAGAAGAAGGUGAAGACCUCCAAGCUGGACGGCUUCCUGGAGCGCCGCGUCAAGCAGCACCUGGUGGAGGAGCGCCAGCGGCAGGAGCGCCGCAAGCAGCAGGCCAGCCUCAAGCCCAAGGUCGAGCUGACCCCCAGCCUCAAGCCCAAGGUCGAGCUGACCCCCACCCCCACCACCCCGACCUCUACCCUGACCUUUACCCCGACCUCUACCCUGACCUUUACCCCGACCUCUACCCCGACACCAGCGCAAGCCCCGACCCCAGCGCCCCAGCUCCCCACACUCCAAAUAAAGACUGAGGUGAAGCCGGCCGCAACAGAGCCGGUGGUCAAGGUGGACCCAGACAGAACAGGAGGAGCACUAGAGGCCUCUGGUACGACUGGGAGCGCAAUGGACGCAAGCAGCAGCAGCAGCAGCAUUAGCAGCAGCAUUAAGCUGGAGAACCAAACACACAGCCAGGGGGAGCCGCAGGGUGCCCUGCCCCAAAGGACUGAUCCGUUAGCAGGGGCCACCCCUCCAUUCCAACCAGCAAACUCCACCAGCACCGGGCAGCCUGGCACUUCCUCCCCUUCGUCCACAGGGGGCACUACUGAGCAGCAGCAGCAGCAGCAGGCGGCACCGGUCAGCGCACCCAGCAGCAGCACAAGCCAGGCGAGCCCGCCCACAGCGCCCGCCGACACCAGCGCCAUCCCGCAGCUAGCGGCGCCAGAAGAACCCAAGCCCACCUCGGAGUCGCCCGAGUCGUCCGCAGGGGAGAACGGCAAAAGUCUCCAGGUCACCAGGCAGGACGUGAAGGAAGAGGAGGCCAUGGAGACCGACGCUCGCGUUCCCUCGCCCGUGAAAGUGAACGGGCGAGACGCCGAGAUGGACACAGACUCGGUGUCCGGUGCUCUGGCGAAGGACCCACUGUCGAACUGCGUGGAGGCUAAAGUGAACAGCCUGUGCUCCGCGGAGGACGGGAAGUCGCCGCUCUCGAAAGACCCCCUCAAGCCGCUCCUGAACGGGGACGUGGCGCCUGACGUCAAGGCGGAAAGGACCCCAACGCCCACGCCCACGCACACCUCCCUAUUAGUGUCCCCUCCUCCGAGCGUGUCGGGAGACGACUCCGAAGACGCGCCGCCCACCAAGAUGGCCAAGCUGAGCAACAGCCUGCAGGGUCCUGCUCCGACGCUGGCCACGUCCACGGACGCGGUCGCCGCACACGCCGGGAACAAAGAGCACAACAGCACAACAGACACUGAGCGUUUGAGGUCGGAGGUCACGACCCCGAAGACAAUCAGCCCGUCCCCGGCCCCCUCCGCCGAGGACUCCAGCCUCAGCAGCGACUUCGCCGAGGGCAACGGCGCGGGAGGUUCCGUCGCCGAGACCCUGGUCAUGACGCAAGUGACGACCACCACCACCACGUCGACCACGGUCUCCAGCGAGUCUCGGACGGUGCGUCUGGCGAUGGCGGCGCCGGGGGCCCAGGCAGCUGUGGUGUCGUCGACGACGACGGCGGCAGCAUCGACCGAGAGCAGCGCCGUCUCCAAGCUGACGACCACCACCAAAACCACGGUGACGCAAGUGCACGGCCAGACCGACAGCCUCUCUGUCAGUAAAGUGAACACCACCACGACCUCCUCCUCCUCCGCCUCCACCACCACCACCACCACCCUCAAGGGCUCCACCAUCUCCGUGACGAGCAGCAGCGAGGAGCACUCGACGCGGCAGCGCGUGCGGCUGCUCAAGUUCACGCGCACCAAGAAGGCGCGCUCGGGCACGGCGCUGCCCUCCUACCGCAAGUUCGUCACCAAGAGCUGCAAGAAGAGCAUCUUCGUGCUGCCCAACGACGACCUGCACAAGCUGGCGCGCCGCGGGGGCAUCCGCGAGGUGCCCAUCUUCAGCUACAACGCCAAGCCCGCGCUGGACAUCUGGCCGUACCCCUCGCCCAGACCCACCUUUGGCAUCACCUGGAGGUACCGGCUGCAGACGGUGAAGUCCCUGGCCGGGGUCAGCCUGAUGCUGAGGCUGCUGUGGGCCAGCCUGCGCUGGGACGACAUGGGCGUCAAGCCCUCCUCUCAGGCUGGCACCACCCGCACAGGUGAGCGCACAGAAACGUCGGAGACGGAAAUAACGACCACGGAGAUCAUCAAGCGAAGAGAUGUCGGUCCCUACGGCAUUCGGUCGGAAUACUGCAUCAGGAAAAUCAUCUGUCCCAUCGGCGUCCCAGAAACACCCAAAGAGACCCCCACGCCCCAGAGGAAGGGCCUGCGCUCCAGCGCCCUGCGACCCAAGAAGCCGGAGCCCACCAAGCAGACGGGGCCCAUCGUCAUAGAGACGUGGGUCGCCGAGGAGGAGCUGGACCUGUGGGAGAUCAGAGCCUUCGCAGAGAGGGUGGAGAAGGAGAAGGCCCAGGCGGCGGACCAGGCAAAGGUUAGUGCUCGGAGGAAGUCUUUGGAGCUCAAGGCCCGAAUGGAUGUUCGGGUAAACCUGGAGAGAGUCGAUGUCGAGCAGAAACGUCUGGAGCUCCAGAAAAGCGGCGGCAGCGCGGGCAACACCAUCACCGUCGCCGGUAGCCCCUCCACCCCCACGACCACCAAGGUGAUGGUGGGCUCGCUCACCAGCCAGGUCACCCCGGGCACCAAGGUGGUUCUGGCCACCAAGAUGGGCACUCCCGUGACAUUCCAGCAGAACAAGAACUUCCAGCAGACCUUCGCAACCUGGGUCAAACAGGGCCAGACGGGCCAGCAACCAGCAUCAGCCGGCACCGUCACCACGGUCGCUACUACAUCUGGGCAGACGUUCCAGAUCACCGGCACGCCGGUUACCAUGGCUGGCAAAGUCAUCACUGCCAAGCUGCCGCUGCCCGCCAAUAGCAAGAUCGUCACCUUAAAUGUGCCAACCACUCAAGGAGGCAUGAUCCAGCAGAAAGUCCUGGGCAUCAUUCCAUCCAGCGCCGCCGGCAACCAGCAAACCUUCACGUCAUUCCAGCCGCGGACCACCACCAUCAACAUCCAGCCCAACACGCCAGGCUCACCAGGGCAGCAGCUGAUCACCACCACCGGGGGACAGAUCCGUUCAGGCAUGACGGUGAUCCGCACGCCCAUCCAGCAGGGCAGCACUCUGGGCAAGACCAUCCUGCGCACGCCCCUGGUCGUCCAGCAAGGCCAGACGCAGCAGGUGAUCAUCCACGGCCAGCCGGUCUCCACGGCGCUCUCGGGGGCCAGUCCCGUGGCCACCACCACAGGGCAGCGCGUGGCGGGCGCGUCCCCGGGGACCCCCGUGGCCCCUCAGACCCCUCCAGGCCAGCGCGCCCAGCAGGGGCAGGUCAAGCUCACGCUGGCCCAGCUCACGCAGCUCACCCAGGGGGCUCAGCAAAAGCAGCAGGGAGCAGCAGUGGAGCGGCCGCAGCAGGGCUCUGGGACGCAGCCUGCGCAGGGCCUGACGGUGGUGGUGCAGGGCCAGGGCCAGACCACGGGGCAGCUGCAGGUCAUCCCGCAGGGCGUCACGGUGAUCCCGCGGCCCGGCCAGCAGCUCAUGCAGGCGGCGCUGCCCAACGGCCAGGUGCAGCGCUUCCUCUUCACCCCCAUUCCUGCCACGACGGCCGCCAACGCCGCCCCCGCCACGCCAGGUCAGGGCCAGCAGCAGCUCGCCGUGCCCGCCCAGCCCCACCUCCAGCCGGCCGCCCAGUCCUCCCCGGCCCAGGCGGCCGCGCCCCUCCAGGCGGGCGCCCUGACGCCGCGCACGCCCCCCACCACGCCGCAGGCGCAGAUCCCGCCGCACCCGCAGGCCCAGAUGCCCAUCCAGUCGCCCACGCCGCUGCAGGUCAAGGCCCUGGUGGGGCAGCCGGGCGCCGUCCUCAAGCAGCAGCCGCCAGGGGGCGCCCCGGGCCAGACGCAGCAGGUGCGCGCGCCCCUCCAGCUGCACGCCCAGCAGCUCAUCACCGUCCCGGGCCUCCAGAUCCAGCUGCAGGCCCAGCAGGGCGGCGCCGGCGGGCAGCAGAUCAAGCUGCAGCUGCCCAUCCAGCUCCAGCAGCAGCAGCCGCUGGCCGCGGGGCCGGGCGCCCAGGUGCAGGGGCAGGUGCAGGGGCAGGUGGGCGGCGCCGCGGUGGCGGCGGGCGGGCAGCAGAUCCAGAACGUGGUGACCAUCCAGACGGCCAGCGUGCAGGAGCAGCUGCGGCGCAUCCAGCAGCUGAGGGAGCAGCAGCAGCAGAAGAAGCGCCAGACGCAGGAGGCGCGACGGGAGCAGCAGCAGCAGGCCAGCAGCCAGAGCCAGCUCAUCCAGAAACAGGUGGUGAUGAAGCAGAACGCGGUCAUCGAGCACCUGAAGCAGAAGAAGACCAUGUCCCCGGCCGAGCGGGAGGAGAACCAGAGGAUGAUCGUGUGCAACCAGGUGAUGAAGUACAUCCUGGACAAGAUCGACAAGGCCGAGCGACAGGCGGCCAAGAAGCGCAAGCGCGAGGAGACGGUGGAGCAGAAGCGCAGCAAGCAGAACGCCACGCGCCUCUCGGCGCUGCUCUACAAGCACAAGGAGCAGCUCAAGGCCGAGAUCCUCAAGAAGAGAGCCCUGCUGGACAAGGAGCUGCAGAUAGAAGUGCAGGAGGAGCUGAAGAGGGACCUGGGCAAGCUGCGGCGGGAGAAGGAGCGGGCUCAGGCUGCCGCCGCCGCGGCAUCUGCGGCCUCCCACGCCCAGUCGGGCCUGGGCCCGGCCUCCGCCCUGACCGCCACCGGACACAAGCGCAAGCGGGAGGAGGAGCGCGACGUCACCACCUCGGUCAAGGCCAAGAAGAAGAAGAUGAUCUCCACUACCUCAAAGGCCACCACCAAGGACUCCAAGCUGUACUGUGUCUGCAAGACGCCCUACGACGAGUCCAAGUUCUACAUCGGCUGUGACUUGUGCACGAACUGGUACCACGGCGAGUGUGUGGGCGUGACGGAGAAGGAUGCAGUGAAGAUGGACGACUACAUCUGCGCUGAGUGCAAGCGGGCGCAGGAGGGCAGCACGGAGGAGCUCUACUGCAUCUGCCGCACGCCCUACGACGAAGCCCAGUUCUACAUCGGCUGUGACCGCUGCCAGAACUGGUACCACGGGCGCUGCGUGGGCAUCCUGCAGAGCGAGGCCACGCACAUCGACGUCUACGUGUGCCCGCAGUGCCAGUCCACGGAGGACGCCAUGACCGUGCUCACGCCGCUCACCGACAAGGACUACGAGGGCCUGCGGCGAAUCCUGCGCUCCCUACAGGCACACAAAAUGGCGUGGCCCUUCCUGGAGCCGGUGGAUCCCAACGAUGCUCCAGAUUACUACGGCGUCAUAAAGGAGCCCAUGGACCUCUCCACGAUGGAGGAAAGGUUGCAGAAGCGCUUCUACGUCAAGCUCACAGAGUUUGUGGCGGACAUGACCAAAAUCUUCGACAACUGCCGCUACUAUAACCCCAGCGAUUCGCCCUUCUAUCAGUGUGCUGAGGUCCUGGAGAGCUUCUUUGUUCAGAAACUCAAAGCGUUCAAAGCAAGCAGGUCUCAUAACAACAAGCUACAGUCAACAGCUUCUUAGAGUACACCAUCAAUAAGCUUUCUAAGAGAAAAUGAAAAUAUAAAACAUGAAAACAAGAAUGUGGUCUGACAAGUCAAACCCAAUGGUGAAUCCAGGUUGUCUCCAUACCCCCCCUCACACGCAGCCACACACACACAGACGCACACACACACAGCAACGAGAAGCCUUUUUUUCUGUUACACACAUGCACACAGAGAUGGAAAGUUCCUCCCUCGGAAGUUCCCCUGUCUGAGUUGUGGGUGGGCAGCAGCGCUGUUGCGAGGAGGGAGGACCACGGUUCCGAGCCGUCGCCGCGUGUGCCACCACGGUGCCACCUGCACGUUGUUCGACUCCAGUGGAAAAGGGAGAUCUGUCUGUUUUCUUUUUGUUUUGGUUGUUUUUUGGAGUUUUUUCCAACUUGGGCCACUGCUGUUUUUGUUUCUUUUUCCCCCGUCUCGUUGUCUGUCCCUCCCUAUCUCUGUCUGUUGCUCUUUCUCUUCCAGCAUUCCUGUUGUUUUCCACCCUCUCUUGACAGCUAAAGACUCUGAUCUCCUGAAGCUGAUGAAGCUUCGCCCCUGAUGGGGCCUGAGGACCUGGCCUGUACUGUUCAUUUUGUGAAGUCGCCCAGCAGGCUGUCUGACUGCUGUUUUUCUGUUGGGUUUUUUUUUUUGGUUUUGUUUUUUGUUAGUUUGUUUGUUUUAUUAAACCUUUUUAGUGACUGUACUACUUCAUCUGUACAAUCACAAAUCAGACUGCAGCUCAUUUCUCCUUCGACGUCCAGCGUCAAUGUCACGGAGUAGAAAAAACUUUUUUAAAAUGAUUAUUUUUUGGGACUUCUUCAAGGACUGUCAGCCACAGAGCGGUUUCUUUUUGAGGACGAAUCAUGAUGUUCUAUUUCCAGUGAGGCAUUUUCAUGUUGCCCAACAGUAGCCUACAGAGAACGGCCGAAGAGAAACAACCCCUCAUGUAUUUGAACCCUAUCCUGAUUAUUAAGAAAAGUCAACAAUGACCAUUUUAGUUUGUAUUUUUCUGUCUUUGUUUUGCCACUAAAGGCAGACAUGUUGAAAUAGCAGGAGUUGGGGGAGCGGGGGACAAGAGAUAUGGGAGUGGGUGGGCGAUCCUCUUGGUCUUAAAUGCAUUGACCGGAACCAACAUUUUGUAAUUGAAGACAUUAUCCAAUAAAAUACCACAAGCAUCUCCCAACCAUUUCCUCCAAAAACAGGAGGAAUGCAUACUGUAAAGGACAGGAUGCUUCUAGAAAAACCAUAAAGGGUAUAUUAAACCUAAAUGUAAGGACAGUAGGAAUGAAGUGUACAGGGGGCAAGCGGUCACAUGGUUUUUCCUGUCCGUCUGAAGACCACAUAACGGUUUUAAUUUUUAUGGUCUUAAGUACCUGAAAGAGAAGCAAGAAG